AUGUCAGACAUUGAGCUUGACCGGGAAUGGAAGCCCACCGGUCGACCCCAGUCGACCAUGGCCCAGGCAUUCUCGUCGGCGCUGGACAGUGCCUUUUCUCUCGAUAGCGACGUUGACCACCUUACUCAGUCGAUCGAUCAGAAGAAACAAGCCAUGAUGAUACAAAGCCGGGAGCUGGAACAGCUCCAGGCCAAGAUUCGAGAGACAGAGGCGCGUCUCAAGGCACGGCAGUCGAUGACGAUCGACCCAAGCAGCCUGCGUUUCUAUCAGGAGUCCGGCGAGCGAAAAGACCAAGAGUCCGCCCGCGCCUUCCGAUCGACUGGUGAGGACAAUAAUACCACCCAGAUAGUCUCGGGUUCUGACCGCCGUCUCCCGGCUGCUGAAGCUUCCACAGACUCAUCGACCUCACGGGACUCGUCGUACGGCAGGGACGGAGAGGACCAGGCCGGCUCGUCGUCCGUCGCCGCCGGCCAGGUCGAGCAGCGCAGGGCGCCGUGA
This is a messenger RNA of Penicilliopsis zonata CBS 506.65, 498 nucleotides long. RefSeq lists its product as hypothetical. Lineage: Eukaryota; Fungi; Ascomycota; Eurotiomycetes; Eurotiales; Aspergillaceae. The coding region runs from base 1 to 498 and encodes 165 amino acids. The transcript is spliced from 3 exons. The record is from RefSeq and is a predicted model, not a curated record.